This is a messenger RNA of Drosophila bipectinata, 10952 nucleotides long. RefSeq names its product cubilin homolog. The record is from RefSeq and is a predicted model, not a curated record. Lineage: Eukaryota; Metazoa; Arthropoda; Insecta; Diptera; Drosophilidae. Gene Ontology annotation, molecular function: calcium ion binding.
AACGCCUCUCGUGAAGAUCAAUUCGAAUUCGGUCCCUUUAAACUACUUGCUUUGAUUAAACAUUUAAUUAAGAAUUUAGUGAAGUUUUUAAACCAAAAUGAUUGAAAAUGCUACAUAAAUAUUUGAGUUUACCCAUUGUGCUAUUUUUGUGCCUUCAAAUCGUAUCCAUAAAGGGAUCACACGAUGAUCUGGAACAACGUGCUAGAAUUUCAAGAAAAACAAAUGAAAACUUGGUGAUCGAAGCUGCUAGAGAUCAGAAUAUAACCCUCCGGUUGAUGGGAGAUGCAUCCUCGUUGAUGAUCAACGAUGUGAAUAUGGUAGCAGUGCUCCGGCGGCGCAAGUCGAUCCUGGCCAGUCGACAGGCGGUUGCUCGGAGAGAGCCCCUUUCCGUAGACGUGGUCCGAGAUCAGUUCCGCGAUGUGGAGCGAAAAAUGACGAGGGUACAGAAUAGAGUCUUCAACUCCAGGAACACCACUCUACGCAGUAGUUACAGCCAGCGGAACCUGCGUCGUCAGUUGCGGAGAGUGGAGAGAUUAAGGUCCACCUUGCUGACUCUGGUCUAUAAUCUAGCCCAGGACGAGUGCCAGGGGAGUCCGUGCAAGAAUGGAGGGACCUGCUAUGAUGCCUACAAGGCAUUCCAGUGCGUAUGUGCCUCCGGAUGGCAAGGUCCUACUUGCGAGGAUGAUGUGAACGAGUGCUCCGAGUUUGCAGGAACGGAUCUAGCCGGCUGCCUCAAUAAUGGGCAGUGCAUCAAUACACCUGGAAGCUAUAGCUGUGUCUGCCGGAACGGCUUCUCCGGCACCCACUGUCGAGUACGUCGGAACUCCUGUUUGGGCAUUGGAGCCUCGGAGUUGUGCGGAGAGCACGGAACCUGCAUCCAGACCGGCAACGCCGCUGGUUAUGUUUGCGUCUGUAAUCAGGGAUGGACGUGGGCCGAUGCAAAUGCCACGGCGGCUACGGCGAGUCCCUGCUCCAGAGACGUGGACGAGUGUGAGCCUCGAGUGAAUCCCUGCCACAGCGAGUGCAUUAAUCUUCCCGGCAGUUUUCGUUGCGGUCCCUGUCCACCUGGUUACACCGGCGAUGGACGCAUCUGCAGGGAUGUGGACGAGUGUGCGGGUGAAGACAAUGGAGGAUGCAGUCUCCAGCCCCGGGUGAGGUGCUUCAAUACGGAGGGCUCACACAUCUGCGGCCGCUGUCCGCCGGGAUGGAUCGGGGACGGUCGCAACUGCACGGCAGCCAAUUCGAAUUCCUGCGACCACGAGAAGAUCUGCCAUCCGCAGGCCAAGUGCGAGUACAUCUCCGGGACGAUGGUGUGCACCUGUCCGGUGGGCAGCUAUGGGCAUGGCUAUGGAGCUGAUGGAUGCACCAGGGAUCCCAACCGGAAGCCCUGUGACGAGCACCCCUGCUUGAACAAUGGAACCUGCGUGGAGAAUGGCAGGGGAACUACUUGCAUCUGCCAGCCUGGGUACAUGGGCGCCUUAUGCAACUCCUCGGACGCCUGCCACCCGAGUCCUUGCCUCAACGGAGGCUCCUGUCGACUGCUACCGGGCAACACCUACCAGUGCUACUGUCCAGCUGGCUUCACUGGAACGCUAUGCGCCCACCGGCGAAUCUUUUGUGGGGCCACUCUCCGCGGGCCAUCCGGGGUACUCAAUUUUCCACCCAAUGCGGAGAACGGCACUUAUGAGGCGGACGAGCGAUGUCCCUUAAUUAUUCGCACCAGUCCCGGCUUGGUACUCAACCUGACCUUCACCCAGUUUGAUUUGCAGAAGAGUCCGGACUGUUCUGCAGAUUUCCUUCAAGUGCACGAUGGCAGUUCCUUGGCCACACGGAUGAUGGGUCGAUUCUGUGGCUCUGAACUGCCACUGAACCACGGAACGGUCAUCACCUCCCAGGAGCAGGCCUUCCUAUGGUUCCGAUCCGACAACCAGACUCAAGGCAGGGGAUUUCGUCUGGUAUGGAAGUCGUUGCCCUUCUCCUGCGGGGAGACCUUUGAUAACCUGACCCUCGGACAGAGCGGAGUGCUAAGGUCCCCAGGCUAUCCUGGUAAGGCUAGCCCGGCAAUAGACUGUCGGUGGGAUUUGACGGCGCCCUAUGGCACCCGGCUGCUCCUUCGAUUUUACGGCAUUGACCUAGGCAGCAGUGCUUCGGGAGCGGAGAACUGCACCGAGGAUUAUGUGAUGAUCUACGAUUCGGAUCGCAAACUAUUCCAGGCCUGUCGAUCUGCCCAACCAGCGCCCCUACAUAGUUCCUCGAACCGCCUUGUCUUAAAAUUUCAUACGGACUCUCACGGCUUGGACAGUUCGUUCCAACUGCACUACGAGGUGGUGCCCGGUGAGCCAGGAUGCGGGGGCGUCUUUACGGAUCCUAGCGGACACAUUAGUGGCCACAUGAACGCCGAGGUCUGUCUCUACCUUAUCGAACAGCCAAAGGAGACGCAGGUGAAGCUGGUCUUCGACCAGGUCAACCUUCUGAAUUCCGAGGAUUGUUCGCUGCAGAAAAUAGAGAUCUAUGAUGGACGCAGCCCAGAGUCGCGCCUUAUGCGACGAUUGUGUGGACAACCAGAGGCCAGUGAGAUGGAGCCACUAACCUCCAGCAGUAAUGUGAUCCUGGUGCGGUACGAGUACGCUUUAACUGGAAUACGUCUGAAGAAGAGUUUCGAAUUAAGCUACAGCCGAGUCUGCAGCGGUAGCUUCAGUGGUUUGUCGGGGAUUAUCACCACUCCAAACUAUCCCAAUUCCUAUCCGAACGACAUGACCUGUACAUAUAACAUAACUCUGCGACCCGGUUGGGUGGCAGAUAUCAACAUUACGGAUCUUUCCUUCGGAACAUCGGAUAACGAAAGGCAGGAAUAUUAUCUGGACAUGUACCUGGCACGUGGUGAAGAGCCGCAGCGUUUUGUAAAAUCGGCUAUGAACCUUCAUAUGGUGUCCCAGAGCAAUGUCCUUAGCUUAGUCUUCCACGGAUCUCACAAUGGACGUGGACUUCGACUAGAGUACCGCGAUAUUCGCUCUUCAGUAUGUGGUGGCACUAUUACGAAGCCCAUGGGACAUCAUAUGAUGGGCCUCCGUCGGUACUGCCAGUAUAUUUAUGAGACUCCAGGAAGGAAGAAGUUGGCUCUCACAACUUUGGUAGGUGAAGUGUAUUCAUAUGUUUAUGACAAUAGCACCACUCCUGGAACCCUACUAAACAGCUAUAAAGGAAGCUUUGAUGAGAAUUUUGAUGGAGAUGUGAUUACAUUAAUCCUGAAACCAGUUAAUCACUACGAACUUGUGAUGUUGACUUAUCAAUUGGUUAAAGAUGCGGAAUGUGGCUCGACAUAUACUUCUCGCUUUGGAUACAUCAAGUCCCCGAACUGGCCAAAGCCCUAUGGCGCUAACACGGACUGCAGUUGGCACAUUCAAGCUCCAAUUGGCCACCAAAUAGAGCUAAUUGUGAAGAACUUUACACUGGAGAAUAUGUUUGAUUGCUUUUCUGACUGGCUGGAGAUAAGAAACGGGCAUGGGGAGGACUCGCCGCUGAUAGGAAAAUACUGCGAUUCCAUCCCAUCUCGGAUCGUAUCGUUCAGUCACGACCUGUUCCUAAAGUUUCAUUCGGACAACUCCAAUGAGGAGUCGGGAUUUCUUGUGCAGUGGCAGCAGACCGGGGCAGGUUGUGGCGGUAUGCUAACCUCUGUAACCGGCUCCAUACACUCCCCAUAUAUGCAUUUUGCGAAAAGUGCCAUUGCCUGCGAUUGGCAAAUUGUCGUGGCCGAAGGGUCGCGGGUUAGCCUGAACCUAACAAGCUAUACCCAGUCAAUCUGCGACAGAUAUCUGGUGAUCUAUGAUGGACCUACCACCUCGAGUCCUGCCCUAAAUAUGGUUUGCAAUGGCACUACAGCCCCGGGACUGAUUUCCACCGGUAAUCGGGUCCUGGUUCGAUACGAUGUGAGUGCCGAUGCAGAUAUGAAUUUUGUGCUGGACUAUAAAACCGAAUGUCGAGUUCGUCUGGACGGUUUAGAGGGCGCCAUUCAAUCACCAAACUUCCCGGAUCCGUAUCCGCCAAAUUUAAACUGCGAAUGGGACAUACGAGCCGGCGGACGCUCCAAUCACCUGCAACUCGUCCUUUCACAUCUCUCAAUCGAGCCAUACGUCGAUGUUACGGAGUGCGACAAUGAUUAUCUGAAGGUGAUCGAUAUGCAAGACAACGAAGUGAUAAGCGAACAUCAUCUGUGCACGGCGGAGUCCAUGCCCUCCUAUACUAGUGUUGGGAAUCGGCUGCUCCUGCAAUUCGCAUCCGACAAUUCUGUGGAGGAUCAGGGCUUCCGGGCGGAGUAUCGUCGCGUGGGAUGCGGCGAACAUUUCCGUGAGUUGGGUGGCCGCUUUGAAUCACCGAAACUACCAUUUAGCGUAGACAUGGAGUGCGAUUGGAUCAUCACGGCACCCGAGGGCAAGCAAAUAAUGCUCCUGCUCCACGAAGUUCACUUCGAGCCAUCCCAGAGUCCUUGCGGCGAUACGGAUGUGAUCAAAGUAACCGCUCCAGCUGGCUUCAACAAAUCGGUAGCUCUGUAUGUUGGUUGCCACGAGGAGACCCAGACUCAGUACUUCAGAUCGCCGGGCCAUGAGCUGAGGGUUCAUUUUGUUGGUGGCUCCACUCCGGCCAGAAAGUAUUUCAAAGCCAGUUACGUUCAGGUGCCGCCCAAAUGUGGUGGCUCCAUAACAGCUAGCAAUGGUAUCAUAACCACUCCCGGCUUCCACGACAUCCCGGACAGUAGCAACUUGGCGAACUUCACGACAAGUGUGGAGUGUAUUUGGAUUGUUCAGGUCACCGAUAGCUACGGAAUCCGAUUGUGGUUUGAGCAGCUGAAUCUCACAGAUUCCGCCAACUGCUCCGCCAGUGUCGUAGAGCUCACCAAGCUGGAGGCGGACGGCACGGAGCAGUUCCUGGAGAAGGCUUGCGGAGAGGAGGCGCCUCGCAUUAGCGUUGUCCACGGACAGAAGCUGCAGGUCCGAUUCAAGGCACAAGCCGGGUCCUGGGGCCGAUUCGCGAUGCACUUCCAGAGCCAGUGCGGGGGACCAUUGAAGAAUGGCCAGGGCUACUUGCGAUCCAGGAUGGACGAGGCGUGCGAUUGGCGGUUUAGUUCGCCGGAGGGCACUAAAAUGUACCUUCACAUUAACAACCUGGAGUGCCCAAAAUCCCCAUCGUCCGUAAACAGCUCAGUCGGCCUACAAAUCCUCAACGAUGACGACGAGGUUCUGCUCUUCCAGCUGUGCGAAAACCAUCCGGCCAAUCUGGUGGUGCCUGCCAACAAUGUGCGCAUCCUAAGCAAGGGAAUCCGGCUCCAGGCGGAGUACAGUAGCCUGGAGAAUACCUGUGGAGGCAAUAUCACUCUGCCGCGUAGCAGUCUCAGUUCUCCCAACUAUCCGGACAGCUAUCCGCCCAACGUGGAAUGCAUCUGGGCAAUUGAAACCAAACCGGGUAACGCAUUGGAGGUUACCUUCGAGUCUCUGGACAUUGUCCGCUCGGAACAUUGCAACGAGGACUUCUUGGAGCUGAGAAACGGCUUGCCGGGACAGCUCCUGGGGGUGUACUGUGACAAUAAAAUGCCGACAAGAUCCUUGAUUGUGAAUUCGCCAUUGUGGAUCAAGUUCCGUAGCGCUCCCGGCCAUUCGGCUGGAGGUUUCCGGCUUCGCUGGAACUAUGUCCACAAUAUGGAGGUAACAUCGGGAGCAAAUGGAAUCAUAGAGUCACCGCCUCCGAUUUUCGUUCGCGGCGAGGAAGAACCAUACACUUGGAGGAUUUAUGUGAAUCGGGAUAUGGUUUUGGUUUUGGACUUUGAGGAAUAUGUGUCAGGAUUGAUGCUCUUUGAUGGAUACGACGAGAGUGGCUUGGAGGUGAAACUACAAGCCAGUCCCUUGAGAUUCACUUCCAGCAGCAAUGUGAUCUGCCUGAAGACCAAGAACGCGGAGCUGAACAGAUUUCGGAUUAAAUGGCACGCACUCUCCGGCGAGGUGGCCGAAGGUAACAUCACCUCUCAAACCUCCAGCGAGUGCACCAGAAAGUACUCCGUUCAUUCUUCCUCCGUGUGGCUAGAGUCGCCUGGAUAUCCGAUCGGAUAUCGUCCCAACUUGAACUGUGAGUGGACCUUCAAGCCAAUGGAUCCCACGCGCCACAUUACCGCGACCUUGUUCGAUCUCCAAUUGGAGGAGUUCCCCGAGUGCUCGGCUGACUAUCUGAAAAUUCAGACCUCCAACGAUUUGAGCCACUGGAAGGAUGCACUGCAUAUGUGCCAGACCAUUUUACGAACAUCUUCGACAAAGCCCACGGUUGAUGGAACUCCAAAUAUAAGGCUGCAGUUCCACACCGAUGCCUCGAUCAGUGGCAAAGGCUUUAAAGUUAAUAUUAAAACCGUCUGCGGCUCGAAUAUGACCGGGACUGUGGGCACCAUUCUGUGGUCAAGUAUAACUUCAGAACCAAGAUGCAAAUGGCAUAUUGAGGUGAGGCCGGGGCGUAAGAUAGAUAUAUCUAUCCAAUAUGAAGAACUCGAUAGUAGAGUCCAGUCCACGGCGAAGGGGUCUUGCCAAGCGUUCGGUGUCAUCUAUGACGGAUUGGAUGAACUGGCUCCAAUGAUGCCCAAUGGAAAAUUCUGCAAUCAGAAAGGAUUCCAGACACCUUCUUACCGAACGAAUGGCUCGCAUGCCUACGUGGUGUACAAUCUACCACAAAAUUCUGCCGAUCGGAAUAAGAGCUCGUGGACUCUUACGUACCGGGAGUUUAGCGAAUGUGAUGGGCAGAUUCAGUUGACCCAGCUGGCUCCCAGCUAUGAGAUUAAGUCGCCGGGCUUUCCUUACCUGCCCCAUCCGCAUGCGGACUGCACCUGGAUGGUGAUAGCACCUCCCGGGGAAACCAUUGCUGCAGAUUUCGGGGAUCCUGUCGGGCUGAGUCGACGCCAUUGUAAUGAGGAAUUUGUGGAAAUGUUUGACGGCUCCACCACUCUGUCCCGCCAGCUCAUCCGUACAUGCCACAAGCCAAAGUCCACGAUUCGCACUACCGGGAACCUGCUCCUCAUUCACUAUCAAUCGGACCUGGAUGAGCCGAGCGGCGGGUUCCGAUUGAACGUGUCUCUCAGCAAAUGUGGUGGCCAAUUCACCGGUCAGUUGGGAUCCCUUAAUUCGGAGAACUAUCCCACACCAGGUGGCUAUCCCAAGCCAUCGGAGUGUGUGUACAGCAUCAGAUUGCCAAAGGAUAACUUCAUCCACUUAAAUAUCACGGAUCUGCAUGUUCCCUACAAUGUCAAUGGUACCUCCUCUAAGAAGACCAGUGAUCGCCUCGAGAUUAUUGAUUUGGAAAACGAUGGAGCUGAGCUAGCUGUCCUAGACGGAAGCACCGUCACUCCCACCACCCUCACACUCAACACCAAUGCGGUGGCUAUUCGCUUCUUGGCCAUCAGUAACGUCAACAAUUUUAGGGGCUUCAAGAUAGACUACCGACGUGCCUAUGGAACUUGCUCGCGGGAUGUGAACGGCGACUCUGGAAACCUUGAGGUCUCCGCCAUGGAGCCGUCCACCUGGGUGAGAAUAUGCCGCUGGUCUAUCAACGUUCCCAAGGGUCAGAGAGUCCGCUUGGAGUUCCUUAACCUCGCCGAUAUUGGAAUGAUUAACCGCAAUGAUAGCAAAAGAGCUGCAAGUGUUCGAUACAUGGAUACUUUACCUCAGUUGGCCUUCUUCAACGACCCGAACUCUCUAUCGAAAAUCACGGACAUCCGUCUGGAUAGAUACAACGGCACAAGAAUAGUUGAAUCCACGGAUAACUUCAUGCUCGUCACUAUAAUCACCAAUCAAAUGGAUUUAGGCAGAACAGUGCUCCGUGCUCGUUAUAGCUCCAGUGAUGCAUCUGUGUGCCCAUCCAAUAUCGGAGACCAGGCAUCUGGCACCCUGUCCAUACAAAAUCUUGCCCAGAUAUCCAGUUACUACUGCAGCAUCCAGUUUGUUGGGCAGCAAGGCACGACUAUAACCUUUAAGGUGGAAGAGUAUCUGUUCGAGACCAAGAGCAUUCCAGCUGUAACAUUCAAGGAUGAGGACCAGCGUUUGGCGUACAAGGUGAUGAAUCAAAAUGUCACCAAUAGCUUCGUAUCACUGCCUGCCACAUCCGGACGCGUUAUACUGCUGAACAGUGACAGGGUGAAGUUGAAGCGCUUCAGGGCCUCCUACCGCCGGCACAAUUGUGGUGGAGUAUUCCCAGCAUCCGACGAUCUUUCCAUCGGAACACCAGAGCUCCUAAACACCGUGGAUGAGGACUACGGGGAGGUGGAGUGCGUGUGGACAUUAAAAUCUAGUAGAGGAUAUUAUUUGGUCGGAAAUGUCAGUCUCACCGACAGCUGCGAUCGAGAGUACCUUGUGAUCUUUAGUGGCUCCGUUGAGGGGGAUCGGUUUUGUCGUGGAAUGCAAAACAAAACGAUCCUUCUGACCAACCCGAUAUCCAGGAUUCUUUACCAUUCAGAGCGAAGAGUGCCGGGCAGGAGUAGUUUCACGUUGGUGGCAAGAAAAUCGAUUUUAUCAGGGAACAUUAUACGCGUAACUCGGGGACCCUCGACUCCAGUGAUUAUAAACAGUAAGGAUUACGUCAAUAAUAUGGAAAAAAUCUGGGAGUUUGAGGCCGACGAUCCACUCACACUUCGGGUCGAGUUCCAGGGUCGCUUCUUUAUCGAAACCUCACCCAACUGCUCCAACGAUCGACUGAGCAUCGAGAGCUACAACAAGACCACAUCGGAGUAUGAGGAAAUAGUCAGUCUCUGCGGUCGCCAAGCACCUGGGGUCCUACCCGUUCAAUCCUCUCGACUACGAGUGAUAUUCCGCACAAAUAGCAACAUAACCGGAGAUGGUUUUACUUUUACCGUCGCCCCCAGUUGCGAUGUUGUCCUCCGGGCCGGGUUCGAUCUACAGACACUCAGAAACCCGAGAUGGGCAUCUUUUGCCAAAUAUGAUAGCUGCAGCUAUGAGUUCUUCACAGAAACGGAACACCAAUUGGUGGUUAAUGUCAACGGAAGAGGUCGUCCUUGGAACUCCGAAUUCUGCAAGAUGAACUACUUUGAGGUGUUCCGUCGAGACGAUCAGGAGGUGGAGAACAGCGUCGGCCGGAUGUGCCCGGACUUCGAGGUGAGUGGAUACCGCAGGCUGCGGUUGAAGGUCCAUAUCUCCGCCCCGCGAUUCUUUGACAUUAGCUUCCAUCUUAUCGGAUGUGGUGGCAACUACAGUGAACCCUUCGCCUUGCGUCCGCCCCAGGACGAGGAGGCUGGAGGGUACGCCCACAAUACAAAGUGCCAGUGGCGCGUUACUGCCCCACCUCAGCAUGCCAUUGUGCUGAAGUUCAAGUACUUCGACCUGGAGAAGGCCAACCAUUGCCAGUUCGAUAGUCUUUCCGUUUAUCGCGGCGGCGUGGUCAGCUCAAAUCCGGAGGUGAAACUGUGUGGCAAUCAGACAGUCCCACCCACCAUCAUGGUUGACAGCAACGAGGCACUGAUCGUGUCAGAAACUGAUGCCUCAAACAACUUCCGGGGUUUCCUGGCCAGCGUGCAUUUCACUCCGAACUGCAACGAACCUGUGACCCUGGACGCGGAUGUGCCCCGCAUGAAUCUGAUGCGGACAUACCACUUAAACGCCUCCGACUGGAUGCUAUGCUACUUCACUGCCACAGUUCCGCCGGGCUACCGUCUCUCUGUUGAGAUCCGGAAGCUGCAACUUAAUGAUGCCACCUGCAACACAUGCAACCAUAUCGAAAUCAUAGACAAAAAUGCAAUAAAUAACCAGAGCCUCGGCAAGUACUACGGAUUGGGAUCUAACCGGACCAAGUUGUUCAGCUCCUAUGGUGACUUGAGCAUCCACUUGAGCGCCUCAGCUCAGAGGGCCAGGAACAUUAGCUUCGAGCUCAUCAUCCAGAUGGAAAAGAGCGUGUGCGGCCAAUCAGAAUACGAAAUACAAUCAAAUGAGAGUAUUACGGUGGGUCUUCAAUACGACAACACCACAGAAGGAUACGAGGGAAGCAUUGAAUGCCGUUGGUCCAUUAGAGCGAAAGAUGAUGUGGAGUUCGAUUUAAAAUGGCUACAGCUCAAGGACUUUUCUCAGAAAACCGGAAAAUGCGAAGACUACCUGAAAAUUUCCAAAUCUUACAGAUCACAAUACUUGUGUGGAGAAUUCAACAAAACCUACAAGUUUAUUGAGGAUCUCAGCCAGUUCCCUCUGGAGUUAAAUUUCCACAGUGAAGGGUUGGAGGAAUCAAUGGGUUUUGAAGUGGUUGCGCGUCGAAAACCUGCUUGUAAUCGAAACUAUACAUCAAUUAGUCAGGAAAUUGCGGGCUUGAAUCUAAUUAACUGCACGGAGUAUAUUCUAGUUCCGGAAGGUUACAGCAUUACGCUCUAUAUCGCGAGUGUGGCAUUUAAUGAAGUCUCAUCACAAUUUUUGAAUGUCACAGAUGUAAAAACCAAUCAGACACUCUAUUCGAGGACGGUAACUGCAUGGGACCCAAAGCCUAUAUUUACAAAAACCAAUGAGCUUCGUAUCGACAGCCACGAAGUUAGUUUACUGAAUAUGUUCUAUUACUCUACCAAAAAUAAUUUACCUAGCGGUUGUGGCGGUGAAAUAAUUGUGAGCGGAAAAGACGCAGUUUAUAUAAAAAAUCCCCCUUACGAAGGACGAAAUCAUUCCACAUGUUCCUGGCAUUUGAUGGCCCCACCCGGUGCUCUCCUUCGUAUAAGCUUCAGCGACUUCAACAUGGGCGCGGAAGCGAAUUGCCAAUUGGACAAUGUAAAGUUUUAUGAAUCCGACAGCACCAAGGUAUCUCUGCUGAAAUCUUUCUGUGGAUCAACCUUACCGAGUGACUUUACCCUCACCAAUACCGGGGUGAUUAUUGUCGCCAAAAAAUCACCAAAUUUCGAUGGAAUGGGAUUCUUUAUCAAUAUAAGCCCAGUUUUUUCUUAA